Messenger RNA from Hyalella azteca, 1392 nucleotides. RefSeq lists its product as uncharacterized. Gene Ontology annotation, molecular function: N-acetylglucosamine 6-O-sulfotransferase activity. The coding region runs from base 1 to 1392 and encodes 463 amino acids. The transcript has 8 exons. NCBI's taxonomy places the organism in Eukaryota, Metazoa, Arthropoda, Malacostraca, Amphipoda, Hyalellidae. The record is from RefSeq and is a predicted model, not a curated record. Gene Ontology annotation, biological process: N-acetylglucosamine metabolic process; sulfur compound metabolic process.
AUGGAGAAAUUCGUCGUGAGCCACACGAACCAAGAGGUGAACACGGCCUGGACCACCUCCCGCAAGUCCAGUGAACAUCUGCUGCACUGGACUCACACGCUGUCGCUCAAGGGGUUGUGGGAAGUGGAAGCUGCCUGCACGAAAACUAUGGAGAAGUUCGGCUAUAAAACAAACAUUGCUGGCAAGAAGCUGGCCGCGUCGCUGGUGCUGCUGUCCGUGGUGACAACUAUCAGCGUUAUCUCCUACUGCAAAACGCAGACUCAAAACGGAAUUCGGGCUCUCGACACCACCGUCGGAACUAUUACUUCAAAAUCGCCAGAAAUGGCUGGCAGUCUGCAGGUCGUGGCUCAACAGAGGUCGCUGCGGAGCAAUACAUCGUCCGCGUCACUCACAGAGCCUUACGACCGCGCUCGCUGUACCCUCAAGAAAUCCAUCAUGAAGGACCUGAUGAUGUACUCUGGGGUCCGGCAUCUCUUCUUUAACGUUAAAGGCAACAAACAAACGGCAAAAAUAAAGACUCCAGACUGCAAGCAGCCGCUGGAAGCAAGAGCACAAACGCUAACCGAACCUAAAGACAUCCUCUCGAAUUUGGACCUUCCGUCCCCCAGUCAAGUGGUGAUGGCUCCUGCUGCCAAACAGGCGCAGUCCAUCGUCCGCCAAAUAUUGCAGUGCAAAUUUACAGAUCGGAAACUCUUGGCAACUAUAAAGAAGAUUUUCCUAGUUUUGGAUGCUGGAGUCAGGAAGAGCUGCUUAGGUCUUCAACGUAGCAAAAAAGUGUGCCUGGAUUCAGAAUUCUUAUCUCAAGCUUGCCAGUUGUUCCCAUGGAUGGUCAUAAAGAUGGUGAGACUAAAGCUGGAGCUGAUGAAACCCUUCCUGGAGGCGCCGGUGAGUACCAACCUGCAGCUGAUCUACCUGGUGCGCGACCCCCGCGCGGUGAUCAACUCGAGGAGGUCGACGGUGAAGUGGUGCAAGCCGCGCGACUUGGACUGCUACUCGCCUGCCGUACUCUGCGCUGACAUGGAGGAUGACUUGCACGCUUACAAAACUUUCAAGAAAUUGUACCCUGACCGCGUCCACUUAGUUAGGUACGAAGAUCUGAUGGCUAACGUCAGCAACCAAGUGAAAAUUCUCACUGAAAAGAUGGGGCUCGACUUCCAUCCUUCAAUGCAGAGGUUCGUUAGGACCCAUACUACCAAGGAGAUCAACAGCCCAACCACCACGUGGCGCCGGUCAAAAGAUCGUCUGUUGUAUUGGACACGUCGACUUCGUGCGAGUACGCUCCGUGAAAUACAACUUGCAUGUGGCACAACUAUGGAAAAGUUUGGGUACAAGCUAGUGGAAAACUUGAGUCGUGUUAAUAUCAGCCACGUGUUGACAGACAUAGAGCAUUGA